AUGAGCGUCCAGAACACUUUCAGUCACAUUUACCUGGUUGUCAUCGCUCUCUUCCAAAUUGGCGGUUGCUACAAAAUAGGUGACGAGUACGAGUGGCGAACAACAAAAAGUGAAGUGUGACUUGCAGGUGCGGUGUUCAGAGAGCGAGAAGAUGCUCACAUUGAAGCCGCCCUCAGAUACUCGGUCGAAUGGCUUUCCCAACGAGGAAUCUACGGAGACAUCGACCUGGUCAUCGAGUACAUUGACGUUCUCGAUCAUUACGAUGCCAUCAAAAAAGGUGAUUUUGCUUCGUUUCUUCCAUAAUAGCCUGCUGUUCAGCUUGCAAAAUGAUUGAGAAGGACCAUGUCGCGGCCCUGCUCGGUGGCUCCCACGCUGCUUUAAAUGCACAACUGGAACGAAUUACUGAUGAUGUUGGGGGAGAACCAAUUGAAAUUACGAAAAAGGAUAAAAUCUUUGUUUACUUUUUCAGUUGGACAUUCCGUUUCUCACAUCCAUUGAUGACUUGAGAACCAAUCCAGGGAAAUCAAAAAUUGACUUCUGGCCCCGCCCACAACUGUUCGAAGCUGUAGUCGACCUUUUCACACAUUGGAGAUGGAAUAGGAUUGUACUUGUUUAUGAAGAUGACGAAAGUUUGCUUCUUUUUUCAUGAUAAUGUGAAAUAAUAGUCACAAAGUUAAGGAAUUCGAAGACUUGAGCAACUUCUGGAAAGUGAAGAGUACGCCUCCAUCCGGUUCUAUCUCAUAAAAGUUCAAAACGGAGAUUACAUGAAAGCGGCUCGUCAGGUCAAGGAACUGGAAGAAUGCCGACUGCUGCACCGGAAGGACUGCUCCGAAUUCAGUCGUCUUCUGGUUGAUAUGAACCCCGAGCACACUUACAACUUCUUGCUCGCUUCUCUCCAAAUGGGACUCAUUGAGCUCAAGCACUGGUUUCUGCUCACCAACAUGGAGCUGUCCACAAUGGAUAUGGAGCUGUUCCGCUAUAAUCACGCUCGUUUUAUUUCUCCAUAUCCAGUGGAUUCCACGUUUUUAACCGAAAAUCGGGAUGCGUUCAACUUUUCGCACUUCAAAGAGCACAUCGCUGAGAAAUGGGCGACAAAGACGGAGAACAGCCGGAACUUGCGAAUGAUGGAAGCUGUCUUCACUUUCGACGCGGUCUACUCGUUCGCCAACAUCUUCAAGGAGCUGUCAAGCCAUAUGCAAAUGAACGAUGUGCCGCAGACGUUGUGUCGGAAGCCGUCGAGGAAUUCAAGGAAGUAUCAACAUGGGAGAUCGCUGAUAGACAACAUUGUGCACAAUGAUUUGCACGGGCUUUCGGGAGAUCUCAGACGGCUGAAUGGACAUCCGUUGAAGAGUAAUUUCUCAAUGAGAAUCCAUCUUCUCGGAUACAGUGGCAGACUUGACGAUGUGAGUCUUUUUUCCGAAAUUUAAAGAACACGCAUUUCAGAUUGGCUUCUGGGAGCCGGCUACAAAUGUGCACGUGAAUAUGUCCGGUGAUUCGAAGGCGCAACUUCAGAGAAAUGUGCAAGUGUCGGAUGAGCUCAAGCCUCACUUCAGAGUGACAACAAUCAUGGAACGCCCGUACGUUAUGCUCAAAAAGAACCACUACGAACUGGAUGCCAACUCAAAAUUCGAAGGAUUCUGCAUUGAUUUACUUGCUGAACUUUCAAAAGAUUUGGGAUUUACUUACACGAUUCACGCUGUGAAGGACGGAAAAUACGGGAACGACAAGUACGGAAACGGCUCCUGGGACGGCAUGAUCGGAGAGAUUCUGCGUGGCGAAGCGGAGAUGGCCGUCGCUCCGUUGACCGUCAACUACAGGAGAUCCGAGGCGGUGGACUUUACGAAACCGUUUUUGUCCCUGGGCAUCAGCAUUCUGUACAAAGUACCCGAUGAUCAGCAGCCCGAUCUUUUCUCCUUCCUAAAUCCGCUUUCGUGGCAAAUUUGGACGGCAAUCGGCACUUCCAUUUGUAAGUUUCGCAUAUUGUUUUGAUGAUUUGAGCAAUUAUCGAAAACUUUCAGUGACCGUCACUCUUGGCAUGUACUUCGUUGCCAAUGUUACUCCUUACGAAUGGAAUCUUAAUUUCUCGUGCUGUUCUGCCCAUGAACCUCAUCCAGCAGCGGCCUUUGCAACAAGUAAUCGAGAGCAAUGAUGCCCUCCAAACGUUUGUUUUUUUUCAGGUCAAGAAGCUCCGAUUGUCAUGUCAAACAACUACAGUUUCUGGAACACUGUCUGGUACGUGCUGAGUACAAUGCUCAAGGGAGGGUGUGACUUCGGCCCGAGAGCUGUUUCCACGAGACUUCUUGGAGGUUCGUCCAUUGUCUUCCUGCAAAAUACUCGCCUCACGUUUCAGGCACCUGGUGGGUGUUUUACCUCGUCAUUAUCUCAGCGUAUACUGCAAAUCUCGCUGCGGUGCUCACCGUAUCCCGACCGUACAUUCCAAUCAAGAAUCUCGAUGACCUGGCGAAUCAGACCGCCAUCUCAUACGGAACCAUUCGCGGCGGGUCCACAAUGCAGUUCUUCCAAGAGUCGAGAAUAGCUGCUCAUGUCAAAAUGUGGGAAUACAUGAAGGACAAAGAUGUUUUUGUGACGAGCAACGGAAAGGGAGUGGAAAGGGCUUUAAGGUGUGUCUGUCUGUCAACUAAUUCACUACAAACUAUUCGCUUUGCAGCAGCAAUUAUGCUUUCCUCAUGGAGUCGACUUCUCUGGAAUACGAGACUCAGCAGAACUGUAAUUUGACUCAAAUUGGAGGUGUUCUCGGCUCCAAAGGAUAUGGUAUUGCCCUUGCGAAGAGUGAGAUUCAUUUUUCCUGCUCUUUUCUCAUCACUUUUUCGCUUUAGAGUCCGAAUGGACCGACCGAGUAUCCCGUCAAAUUCUGCUCUACGCCAAGCGCGGAAUCAUUGAGAUGAAAAAGACGAAAUGGUGGAGGAGCAAGUGUGUUUUGCUUUCAUUUCAACUACUCUCUCCCUCAUUGAUUAUGAACAUAUUCUUCCAGAGGAGCCACGUGUGCGAGCACGGCAUCCGCCGUCAAGCAUGACCGAUUUUCACUCAAUAUGUACAACGUCGCCGGCCUCUUCAUCACUUUGGGGGUCGGAAUCAUGCUCGCCGUCAUUGUGGUCAUCUUCGAGCUCAUCUACAGAUGCCAUCACAUUUCGAAGAAAGAAGGAAAAUCGUUUUUAGAUGAGCUUCUCUAUGAGCUCAAGUUUGCUCUUAACAUGAAUUCGGUAAGGUUUAGUUUUGAAAGAGGAAACACUUUAACAUUUUCAGCUCUCGGAUCAUCGAUCUCGUCAGAAGAUGUCUACUUCUAUGAACAACGGAAACGGGAAUCCAAAUCAUUCGAACGAGAAUGGAAAUCUAAAGAAAACCACGCUUUGA
Messenger RNA from Caenorhabditis sp. 36 PRJEB53466, 3372 nucleotides. The record is from the annotation of a GenBank genome assembly. NCBI's taxonomy places the organism in Eukaryota, Metazoa, Nematoda, Chromadorea, Rhabditida, Rhabditidae.